Pomacea canaliculata is the source of this 1541-nucleotide messenger RNA. RefSeq lists its product as uncharacterized. The coding region runs from base 223 to 1407 and encodes 394 amino acids. NCBI's taxonomy places the organism in Eukaryota, Metazoa, Mollusca, Gastropoda, Architaenioglossa, Ampullariidae. The transcript has 5 exons. The record is from RefSeq and is a predicted model, not a curated record.
UCGGAAAAAAGUUAAAGUAUCAAUCAAGAAAAUAAAUUUUUAAAAAAUAGCUGCAAUGCCUGAAACAUAAAUUUUCCAACUGUAUCAAAGAGUGGUUCAAAAAUAAUAAAAGGACUCCCUGUAAAGACAAGCUCAAGACAUUGACUCUUAACAUGAGUCACAACCGUUUCCUUCACGGGUGUGUGGAAGAAAACGAAAUUGAAAGAAAAUAAGGAACUGCAGAUGGCUAAAUUGGUUGAUCUCUAUCAUUUACACAGCAAACCUUUAUCGUGCGCAGCUUCAGAGGUUCCAAAGAAAAAGAAAAUAAGAAUGAAAAUCCAAGAGUACUUUUUCCUGAUAGGUUUUUUGUCCUUCGACUGUGAAAAUGGAACAAGAAUUAUUUUUGCCUGUACAGUAACGGACAAAGAAGCACCCCACGAGAACAUAACAAUUCAAGAUAACACACAAGCUGAUUUCAUUUACCACCUAAGAGUCAACACCAGCCAGACUUUCAACGAUACGAUUUUCGUAAUUGAAACUAAGUUGUGCGAAAUUGAAAAAUAUCACGAUGUGUGCCGAUGCCGAUGGAUUCCUGGGAAGAAUGCCGAGUGUAGAAAACACAGAGAUGUUUUCAUGUGUGAGGCUGACAACCACGUGAUGCGCUUCUCUCUACUUGUCAGGCGGACAUAUAGCCACAUCCUGUGGGAACUCUACAGACCAAAUUUGGCUCUGGUUAUGCUAAAAACUAGUAAUCUACAAGUCAUUUACCCGCCAAAAGUCACAGGGCUGCAGGUGAAUGGACGAGAAACUAACGAGACUUUCGUAGUUGACGAGAACCAGAUGCUCAGAGUCUCGUGCACCUUCGAAAAUGGAAAUCCUCCUGUCAGUUUUCUUAUCCGAGACAAAACAAGACAAAGACAUAAUUCUACAAAACAAGAAGGGGGACCUCUCGUGAUUUCUCUGGAAGGUUCUCACUGUCACGACAUCUGGCCGGUCAUCACGUGCGAGGCACCGGGAUCGGAACUAAACAGAUCUGUCGCCAUUCUUGUCAGAUGUCUCCCUGAAUUGUUCCACACAGGAUACCAUUUAUUAGCGUUGGACAGAGUUCUCCAAGAGGGUUUAACUUUUAGAAUGAGGUCCUACACCACAAAUAUAAAAAAAUGUAUGAUGACAAAAUUUCCUCCACAACCUAUCAUUAAGCAAGUACCAUGUGCAUUAAAAGGAAGAGUUCCAGAACUUAGACUGUUCCUGAGUCCUGCUAUGGUUUCGUGGACUGACGAAGGGAUUUGGAUGUUACAUGUAUUUACAGAGAUGGGCGAUUCAAACAUCACUUUUGUACUCACAAAUACCACUACUGACUCUCGUGGAGGAGACACUGCAGUUACGGACGGAAACAUAACGAUCAAGACCUGUGAGUUCAACUUCUAAAGCAGAAUGCAAGAUUGUUUGAAGCACAAUGAUACGUUUGUCCUUCUUCAACUUUAUCUAAUUAUCAUUUAUUAAAGACCAUUCUAAAUGGUUUGCAUUCUUAACAGAUAUCGGUAGAUAUAAGCGAUAUCAAC